Molecule: messenger RNA, 9349 nt
Organism: Zootermopsis nevadensis
Lineage: Eukaryota; Metazoa; Arthropoda; Insecta; Blattodea; Termopsidae
Source: RefSeq, a predicted model, not a curated record
GAUGGAGGCAGUAAGUAUCUCUGAAACACUGUCAUUAUAUACCAGGCUACACAGCAUAACAUCCCAGGAGAUAGCUAUCAUAAUAUGUCUUAAGACCUGUAACGUUUAUAUGAAACAUUUUUUUGAAUGAUUUGUGUAUUUAAAAAGUGUAAGCAAACAGCAAUUUGUCUCCAUUCACUGCAUUAUCAGCACUUUCAUUCACUUUAUUCAAGAAUAUAAUUUAUGAGCAUGCCACUGGCAUUGACAGCCUAUCAGCAGUAAAUGCGCAUGUUUUUAAAUGAAUAUACAAUUCAGUAAUGGAUGCAAAAUUACAGAAAUAUAACUUAUUUGUACACCUUUACACUCUUGUUAUGGAAGUGAGUACAUUGAGAUGAUUAAUAAUUCUGAAGCUUAUGAUGAAAAUGUGAUGGGAUGUGACGAGUUGUGUCCAGUUCCAUACGUGUAGCAGUCUUUUAUAUCUGAAUGUGUGUUACAUGGUCUUCAGAGGACUUAGACAGUCUGAAAGCACAUUUUUCUUAUUUAUACUGCGUACAGUUAAAAUUAGAAUAACACUUAAAUUUUUGCAUGUUUAUUUAAUGGUUUCUCACAGGAAACAUUACUUCAUAUGUAAACCAGUUGUGUUCUUUAAAACUUUUAAUCUUGUUAACUGCUGCAUGGCAUUGGUAGACGUGGUGACUAAACUGUUCUGAAUUUAUUUUUGUUUAAUUGCAAAAAAGUGUUGUGUUAUAUUUGAAAAUUAUAUCAUGUUAAUUGAAGUCUUAUUUCAUGGAAACAAAAAAUUUAACAUUUUGAUAUCAAUGAAUGUGUGUCCUGAGUCAACAUUGUAUUGAAUUAAUAUCUGUUUCUGUAUUCUUUCUGGAAUGUGAGAGAAUAGUUAUUUCAUUCUAUAUGUGCUCUGAAUUUUACAUAUUUCUAGUAUGAUCAUGAAACAAAUUACUGUUUUUGAAGAUGAGCAUUUGUUAAUCCUUGCAUGCUUUUUUUCUUGCCUAUGCCAUUAACAAAUCAUCACAACCAUUCAGCUGUGCAAGGAUUUUAAUAUCUUUAUGCCAUUUGUUUUGUAGGCACCAUGCAGUUGUUAGAUGAAGUGUGACAGGAUAUGUCCAUAACCCCAUCAUUCUACUGUCGAAAGAGCCCCAAGAUUGCAGUUUUGUUUAGCUUGCUUGCCAGGCGUUCUGUCUAUGAUUUCAGAAAUUUUAUGGGUCCUUAUCAGAAUUACAACAGUCAGCUGCAUGCAUCUGUUUGUUUGAUAUUUCAUGUUCAGACAUUGAUAUAGAUAUUGCCUGAUUUUCUUGAAUCUUGUUUAUUGGAGGACAACCCAUCUUAUACUUUUUAUGCUGUUUAAAAUGUAACAUUUAUAAUAAAUCCUACACUUUUAAAAAACUUUUAAAAUACUUUUAAAAUUAACACUGUAGAUAUAAAAGCUGUUGUGACUUACAAAUAGACAUAAUCAGUGUACAAUAUCAGUUUUGUAGUUUAAUUGGAAUAUGUCAUCACCAGUUUCCAGUAUGCAAUUUAACAAUUAUGAGUUUAUUGUGGUUAUGUUGGUUUUCAGGAAAAGUGUUGUAUCAGCUAUUUCAUACUUCACUCUCACUCUUUUAGCUCAAAUGUCAGCAAAUUGAAAUGUUACAGGAGCAGGAUAUAAGCAUUUUGGUUAAAAGUUUCCAGAUGCAUCUCUGUUCCCUAACUACUUUUAUUGCUGGUUUAGUUCUUUAGUUUAAGAAUAGAAGUGUUUUUUUAUUUAUGCUGCUUAAUUAUGGGAGAUCUGACAUUUUCUUUCUUUGUUUUACAGAGAAUUGAAGAAAACUAGUUUUAUUUGUUAUACAAAUUCAAGAGGAGACGAGGAUCUAAACUCUUCUAGCCUUCGGUCCUUGUCUGGUGCUAAUUUUAUUAAUCAUGUCAGCCUUAGAAGGUCCUAGCUCCAGAUAGAUGGUCAUCAGUUAUUACUGAUGUAAUGUAUGGUCUUCUUUGUGGACUCCAAAUUCUGCCUAUGCAAUUCUCCUCCGGCAAUAAUCUCAGGGCUUCCAUUGGAUACUUCCAGGACAUGGUGACAGUCUUCACCUACACUUGACUUCUAGACACAAGGAACUGCAUGAUCUCGUCGAAGGAGGAACUUUAAAAUCGGCGGACAUUGUCAAUGUGGGUUGUCUGUUCGGAGACACCAGAACUGUGGUGAAGGACAGUGGUGUUUGCUAGAAGACCGACGGUGAGGAGCCCUGGCUGUGGGUCGGCAGUCGACACGCGAGGAGGCAGCUGUUGGCAUCAUGCAGCACUGCAUGGGUUCCCCGCAGCAGUUCUGUCUGCGCUGGAACAACUAUCAAAGCAAUCUGACCAAUGUAUUCGAUCAGCUUCUUCAGAGCGAGUCCUUCGUGGACGUGACCCUGGCUUGUGAUGGGCAUUCAGUGAAGGCGCACAAGAUGGUCCUGUCGGCCUGUAGCCCAUACUUCCAGUCACUGUUUUUCGAAAACCCGUGCCAACACCCUAUUGUCAUUCUUAAAGAUAUAAAAUGGCCCGAGUUGAAGGCCGUCGUGGAGUUCAUGUACAGGGGCGAAAUUAAUGUAUCACAGGAGCAGAUAGGCCCACUUCUGAAGGUGGCAGAAUCGCUAAAGAUUCGUGGAUUGGCCGAUGUUAACGGAGAUCCUGAGCCCGGACCUGCCGGGGAAGGAAAGAAAAGCUGGGAUUCUAGGCAAGGUUCGACACUCCAUGACACGUCUGAGAACGUAAUUUCUCCUCCUACGACCCCGCAACAGCAACAGCAGCAGCAACAACAACAGCAGCAGCAGACGAAUCAGCAACAACAGCAACAGCAACAAACAACUCAGCAGCCACAGCAGCAACUCCACCGGCAGAAGAAAAGACGUCGUACGUCAGGGGAGAGGAGCAGUGUCAGUAGCCCUGAAGAAAGCUUAGGUGCAGAAGGACUAGAUUCCAGUGCUUUAGAACUCUCUCCCCAGCAGCCACCCAACGCCAUGGUGAACUCGCAGGGCCUACCACCGCCUCCACCACCGCAGAAUCACCCCCACGGGCCGACGUUGGUUCCAAUCCCAGGGGAUCCCGGGCUCCCGUUGCCUCCCCCACCGCAUCCUGACGACAUGGAAAUAAAGCCUGGCAUCGCCGAAAUGAUCCGCGAGGAGGAAAGGGCCAAACUGCUUGAAUCUUCGCAUGCUUGGCUCGGUGCCUCCACGUCGUCUCUUGCCGCAGACAGCUACCAGUACCAGCUUCAGUCAAUGUGGCAGAAAUGUUGGAACACGAACCAGAGCCUGGUGCAUAAUCUGCGGUUCCGUGAACGUGGGCCGCUCAAGUCUUGGCGACCUGAGACCAUGGCUGAAGCAAUCUUCUCUGUGCUGAAAGAAGGACUGUCCUUGUCCCAGGCUGCUCGGAAAUAUGACAUCCCAUACCCCACGUUUGUGUUGUAUGCCAAUCGUGUGCACAACAUGUUGGGACCUUCAGCUGAUGGCGGUGCAGACCUGCGACCCAAGGGACGUGGUAGGCCACAGAGGAUCCUGUUGGGGUCAUGGCCAGAGGACCACAUCCGGGGGGUGAUCAGGGCUGUGGUGUUCCGUGACACGCAGCACAUCAAGGAAGAGCCACACCUUGGCUAUCCCCGCCUGCAGGAAACUCUUUGUUGUCAGGAACCUCUGGGAGUACAGAACUACCCCGGUGGGUCGUGCAGUAAUGGGCCAGAGCCAACAGUGUCACCAGGCGCAGCAGCUGCAGCAGCAGUGGCUGUGGUAGCUCAGGGACUGAGACAGCAGAUGUGCAGUAUGGUGGCUGCUGCACAGCACAAUGCAUCUCUAUCUGGUGAUGCUGGUGUAGGACUAGUGAACAGCCUGGGUGGACUGGUAGGACACUGCAACAGCUUGGGGCUCCCCAGCAAUGGUACCACACAUGGUGGCAUGCCUAGUCUUGGAUUGACCAGUCCAUUGGGCUCCAGCCUUCAUGUUGCAAGUCCUGUGGGCUCAGAAUUGAGGGCAGGCAGUCCAGCAGAAUCAGUGGCUGCCAGUCCCAUCCCAUCGCCACUUGGAGGUGGCAGCAGUGGAGCUACACCUACCCCAACAACUCCAAGUGGUGCAUUGAGCAGUGUGGAAGUGGGAAUUGGUGUGAGUGGCAUGACAUACAAGCCUACAGCCACCUUCACCUCUCCUCGGCCUGAAAAUCUCUUCCAGGAAGACAUUGAAGACAUUGUUAAGAGUCCACAGUUGAGUUCUCCAGACAGUCUUGUUAAAGAGCCCAAGGAAACCAUCACCGUGAAAGUGGAGCCCAUCACUGGCAGUCCGCAUGAGUAGAGCAUGCAAGUAUUGAUUUGUAUUGUGAUAUAUCAUGUAGAGUAGUUUUAGAAUUAUACUGAUGUUCAAAAAAAAAUAUCAAGAAAAUGACCCAUUUUGUAGCCUGAUUUGGCAAGGUCCAAAAAAAGACUUGUUUAUGCUAGCAGAAUUAUAGAGAUAUAAAAACAUAAACUUCCAAAAAUAUAUAUAUAUAUAGAAGAGUAAGACUUCCUAAAAAACUGAGUUCAAUAUAUAAAUUCUAGUGCCAUUAAUUUCAAAAAAACGUGUAACUGAUUAUAGUAUGCAAGGUUAACGUCUUAGUAUCUGUGACGUGCAUUUAGAACCCUGAUGCUGUGUUAAGUGUAUCAGAUUUAUGCUGAUCCUUAGCAUGUUCUAUCAGUUUAUUCACCCCUUUUAGAACUUGACUUUGCUGUCCAGAAAGUAAGGCAGUAAUACUUAAUUUUGACAAGAAAUGCUUUUUAUCUUUGUCGGCAAUAGUGAGCCUUGUUAACACAGUAAGCUUGAGGACAGGUUGAUUAUCCUUGAUUGUGCAGAAUUUCCAUUGUUUUAGGACAAACCAACUGUUAGGAAAAUAAAUGCAAUCAGUGUUUUCUUAUUUUCAUAUCUCUGUAGUAUGAGGCAUUAGCUGAAAGUUAAAUCUCGCCUUCGAGUUUUACAGGUAUCAUGUUGGAUACUUUGUACAUUGCUAGAGAUUUAUAUAAUUUAUAUGUUACAUUAUUUGAACAAUCUUGGAUUAUUUUAAUAGAUUUUCAGACAUUUGAAAUUGAAACAAAACAAUACAAGAGAUAUUGAUAUUUGCACACAGUACAGGGAAAUGUAAUAAGAAGUGUGCUUGCUGUUGGUUAUUUCUCUUUUCAAGAGUGUUGAGUAGUAUUCUCACUAAGUGAGGGAAUGUAAGGUCUUAGUAGUAGUUGCAAAACUUAGAGAAUAUAUACAUAUAUAUUAUCAACAUAUUUAUAUUUUGUGGAAUAGUGAGAAUGUGUGAGAAAAGAUAUGUGUGGUGCGUUUUCCAUGUUUGUUAGUAGUGGCAGGCCUUGCUGUUGGCCAGUCAAAAGUGUGGGUGUCCAGUAGCAAGUAUUAAUGUGCUGUGUCGUCUCCAUUUACCAUACGCAUCUCACAUAGUAUUGUUUCUACCCUUCUGUAAAUGCCAGUAUAGUCUAGUCAAAACUAGCUUGAAGUGAAUCACAAAAUAUAUCAAUACUUAUUUUUGUGAUUUGUUUGUUUAGGACUAAUGUACAAAAUUUAUAUUACUAGUAAAAUUAGUAGGAUUAUUUGAAAAUGCCUUCCUGCCUGCCAUUGGGGUAUGCCAAGAUUGAAUUGAAGACAUUGUUGACACACAAACAAAAGAAGUGAUAAAAAGUAAAUUAUAAUGAAGUGGCCUUGAAAUUCGUUUUGCUUAUUAAAUCAGUGGAAAAUAAAAUAGCUAUUUAAAAAGUGGUACCGUGAAUUUGUAGACAAUCCUAUUCUUGAUAAAUCAAUUUUUUGCAUAAGAAAUUUGUAUACUUAGUGGACGCAAGCAACUUACAUAGCAUUCAUCAACUUGUGCCUAUUGUGAAUGUUUUCAUGAAUAGGUUGUACUGCAAAGUUCACGCAAAAAUGUAAGUAGAAAUGAAUGUCCAUUGUUGUUAGUAUUCUUGGCUUAAAUGUGUUCAAAAAGUAGUAAAGUGCCUUCCAUUUUUCUGACCACUUGACAAUGUGAUCAAAUCAUGUCAACACAUUUUCUUUUAGUGAAGUCUGAAAAACAGAAAAACCAUGAAACUUCAUUUUGGUAACAGGUAUCACCCUAAAUGGCACAUUUAUUUCAUAUCUGUAGAUCGUAAAGUUACCGGAUGUCUGCGUAAAUUUCUGGCACUGGAAAUACAAUCUUGUUACACAUCAAAUGCUAAGUAUUAGAAUAGUAUAUCAAUGCAAUAAUUAUGAUAAUGUAAUGUGUCAUGUUACUGUUUUGUAGUAGAGAUCAAGAGAUGACAUACUGUGGCUUAGAAAUCAUGUACAGUACCUUGAAACAUAUUUCAACUUAAAUUUUUAUUAAUGUCUUAUUUAUUUCAGCUUUCGCCCUAUCUGCUUCGCUUUCCAUGAACAACUUGACAUGUGUCUGACAAUCUGGUGCAACUUUUUUUUUUUGGUCAUUUGUGUAUGCAAAUUAUUCUUUAGUAUACUGCAUUUUUUUACCUGCUUUUUCGCAGUUGGCAUGAACUCGGUAUAUUAAUUAAAAUGUAGUCUGCUUUAAAUGUUUAAACAGUUAUAUGAAGAGAAACUUUCAGAACAUGUGAACUCUCAGUCCAGAAAUUGGUACUUUAUUUUGAGAGACUUUUUGUGUAUUUUAAUUUGUCUCCCGCUUCAUUUGACUUGCAUCUGAAGCAGCAGAUAUAUGUUGCACUGUAAAGAACCUAAUUUUAUAGCUCAAAUAAGUCAUUAUUACCUUGAAACUGUUGGCUUCUGUAAGAAGUGAAGGCUGUUGGUAAUUUGUUUUUCACACAUUGUAUAACAGUUGACGGAAUAAUAUCACUGUAGGUUCUGUUCAGAUUCAUAGCUUCUUUUUGUCUGAAGCUGAGGUGGGAUUUCUUCUCAUUAUAUAUCAUAUUUUUAUCUAUGCUGUGAAGGUAAAUAUAAAUUGAUCCUGGAACUUAUUAAGCUCUGUGCCGUGAAGAUCUGUGGAUUAGUGGAGAUAAAGCUCUACUCCUCCUUGGUCUCAGCGCUAGAUGGAGGUGAGUGGACAGUUUCAUGCUUCAGCUGCUUGACGCCCAGGAAAAUUGCCCCUCAUUCCCAUUGGAUAGGCUGAAUAGGUCCCAGAGCCAGUCUAGAUGCAGAGGCUAGGAGAAAAGUCUCUUUUGCCUCCUAGUAUGAUGUGUUGUAAUGUAAUAUAAUUUAUGUAUUUAUUUUUCAUGCCUUAUCACAUGGAGUUGUAGCAGGCACCCUCACUAUUCAGAUGCAGAAUUUCUGGCUUUGUCAUCAUCUUCAGAUAUAUGCGUGUUUUACUUUGAUGUUUGAAACACUUCUCCAACAUGGGGAUUAGGUUCCUCAGAUUCAUGCUAAAGUAAAAUAAAAUUCACGCGUGUCCGAUUCUUAUGGGGAUGGCUUAUCCAAACCUCUUGAACAGAUGGCGUAUGUGCCAUACCCACUUGAUACAAAAGGGAUGGAAUAAAACUCAGAUAUGUUAACCACAUGUAUGAACAGUGUAUAAGCAUUAUUAAACAUUAUUAAUCUCUGAAAACUUGUUACAUGUCACAGUUAAUAUAGAAUCAAAAGUAAUGCAUUUUAACAAGAUAAAUUUCUGGUAGGAAUGGACUUCAUCAUUCCUACCCGACAUAAGAGCCAUCUCUGAUCAAAUAAGAUAGGGUUACUGAUCAUGUAGGAAUGAGACUUCCGACAGUGUCUCAUUGUAUGUUGUAAAAAUUAAUUAUAUACAUAUAUAUUACUUUUACUAUAAAAGAAUAAUAAUAACUCAUUUAAGAAUUCAGUCUGUUCCACAAAGAAAGCACAUCCCUUCACCCUUAUGAAGAUCAGUUUGUUACUGCUGUUGAUAUAAUCCCUGUUUAUGUUGUAAAUUAUAUAAAACCCAUAAAUACAAAGCAAAGAGUUACCGAUAAUUGAGGCAGAUGGGUCAUGUAGUUGCCAUUGGGCUCCAGAGGGUUAAUCAGUAAAUAUUUGUCAAGUGGGUGUAAUUCCACUAGAUUGUCACUUCUUUCAUUGUAGUCAUCCAUCCUUUAGAAUUUGAGACACAGCAUGUAUACAUGUGCUUUUGUGCAGUGCGGUGUUUUCUUUUCUUAUAACACAGACACGACAAAUUAUAAGUGUUUGUAUGUGCCAUCGUAUGCAUGUGACUUAACCUGGCCUGAUAUUUCACAAGAAAUUGUUUUGAUCUUAUGAGUCAUGAUUUCUGUGGGCAUCUUGAAGAGACAUCAUCAUCUUAUUGAAAUGUGACACGUAUUGAAGCAGUUUAGAAUCCCUCCAAUUUGCACAUGUUGGCUUACCCUUCUGAAGUGAAGCACGUUUCUUUGUCGGUGAAUAAAUGCAAAUUUCGUUAAUUGGGCACUGCUCUGGUGACGUUUGCUUCAAAGUUCUUUGCCAAGUUGUACAUGGAAAGAAGGUAUAUAACAAUAUUCUAAAUUGCUAAACACCAUAUUUUUAUGCAUUCCAUACGGUGCAUAAGAAAGGUUUUGGAAAUUGUCUCCACCUGCAAACUAAAAAUGUUAGUAUGGAACUUUCUUGUUUAUAAAUAUAUGUGAAUCUAACAACAAAGACCCAUUUGCCACUUUUCUAGAUAAAACCCAAGUUUCCUUCAUGAGGAACAGUGGAGAAUAUACUAUCAAGUGGAACUUGAUACUAUUUUUCUAAACAAAUGUACUUUGGUAUAUUUUUGCUCUCCUUUCAUUAAUUUUGUCUGACAUUGUUUCGUGAUGGCGCUUGGUUCAUUGUUGUUACAACUUUGCAGCAUUGAAAGUCUUGUAUAGUGACUGAAGGAUUCAGUGUUGAUGUAAGGGACAACUAUGAAACCGUAUAUAAUAGUUCUUAAAUACCAAAGUACAAGCAUAGGAAAGUGCAGUGAUAAAACAGUUCUCGUUUAUAUUUUGUCACCCGAUACAGCAUGUCCUCCCUGGUUGAUGCUUUAUAUGGUAUUUUUGAGUGCCAAAGAUAAUUAUUUAUGUGCUCUGUUUGCACCAUUUCUUUCAAUACAUUGCUGAUUGUGUGUAUGUUGUGUGCGUCGUGCGCACACUUGCGAGCUCUGGAAGCAAACAAUUGCUUCUUGUGUUAUUGUUGGGGUAUUACUGUUGUGUGAUCUGAGGAUAAGACAGCAGACAGUUUCUGUCGUACCACCACCACCACCACUGUGAAGCGAGAUGCCGAAUGUAAAGGUCGUAUGUAACUCAUUGACAAUUGCAGAUGAGAUGUGCAGGCCUUUAGGCAUGUCACUGUAUUUAUAACAUAUUUAUAUGAUAAAUGAGUUUCUCUUCCCUCUUUCCCAGUCCAAUGCUCGAUGUAACAUAAUGUGCUCCUUUAAGUUUGCUAAUGUGAAUAUGUACUGGUGUAUUCAAUAAAAUAGUUGGAAAAGUUAAAUAUGGUUA